This is a messenger RNA of Biomphalaria glabrata, 633 nucleotides long. RefSeq lists its product as uncharacterized. The record is from RefSeq and is a predicted model, not a curated record. NCBI's taxonomy places the organism in Eukaryota, Metazoa, Mollusca, Gastropoda, Planorbidae. The coding region runs from base 169 to 633 and encodes 154 amino acids. The transcript is spliced from 4 exons.
AGGCUCGAAACCCGUGGCUUGGAGACCGUCAUGUCACGUGACAGUGAACUCUUCCUACUCUAAAAGCUAUUGUGCGGGCCAACUUCUGCAUUAAGAAACCUCAAGUCCAAUAGAAGCAGUGAGAUCUUAAGACUUUACAAGCUGAUUGCUACUACUAGGACUACAGUUAUGACAACUAUAGCCCUCUUUCUGUUUGGACUGGCUCCUUUGUUGGAGCCAGUCUACGGAGCUAGUUGUUCCGAGUCCCUCACCUGUGUGGGUACCAAGUACACUCUAGCCACUUGUGAUAUUGCCACCAAAAAUUGCAGCUGUUACACUGGUUAUGUACCUAUCCAUUCAGGAUGUGGUAGACAACUACAGAAACCAGUAAUAAAUUCAUCGGCUCCUUAUAGCAACGAGAUUUUACCUGGUAAAGAAGCUGUUCUGACCUGCUCCUCCAAUGAUGGCGCCACCUUGUUUGAGUGGACGAAAGAUGGCAUGAUUGAGAAAGGAUCAAGUGCAAGCAGGUACACUAUCAAAGCUGACAGUAUUAAGGAAUCUGCAAGUUUUAGGUGCAAAGCUAAAGCUUCAAAUGAUGACUUCGAUUCUCCUCAAAGUGAACCCCUGUCCAUGAAUUUGAUCAAUGGUGAGUGA